UUAAAAUGGCAUCAUCAGAAACUCAUUCAAAAAUGCUAUUUGUUAUCUUUCUUCUCUGUUUCCUCUCUUAUUUGUCCCUAUGCACCUCCCAAUCCAAUAACUGUGCAUUUCCAGAUCAGGAAAUCACUACUAGGGCAAAUAGAACUUGGGGGCUGUUUGUUUUUGGAAGCUCCCUUGUGGACAAUGGCAACAAUAACUUCUUUGAAAAUAGGGCACAAGUGAAUUAUUUGCCUUAUGGAAUAGACUUCCCAAACGGUCCUACCGGCCGGUUUACAGACGGCAAAAAUUUGGUUGAUCUUCUUGGUGAGCUUCUUAACCUGCCAAACUUAAUUCCUCCUUUCAAAGAUCCCACAACAAAGGGAAGGAAAAUUGUUUAUGGUGUCAAUCAUGCAUCUGGUUCUUCUGGUAUUUUAGAUGAGACCAGCUUAAUUUCGGGGAACGUGACCAGCUUGAGUCAGCAAAUAAGGGACUUUCAGGAGGUGACACUGCCAGAAUUAGAAGUUCAGCUUGGUUGCAAUAGCUCUGAUUCACUUCCAGGCUACUUGUUUGUCGUUGGGGUGGGAGGAAACGACAUCCUUUUUAACUACUUCCUCAGGCAAACCUAUCCCAGAGUUGAUCCUCAAACAUUCACAGCCAACCUUACUGCCAUUCUAUCACAGCGUCUACAGAAGCUGUACAGUUUGGGAGCCAGGAAAUUCGUGUUAACUGCAGUCUAUCCACUGGGAAACAGUCCGUUGGUAGAGUUGAACAUGCCAAAUUGUACUGUCGUUUGUGCACAAGCUAUAAACCAAGUUGCUCAAAUCUACAACAGAAAUUUGAGGUCAAUGGUGGAAGAUUUCCAGCGGAGAAUGCCUGAUUCCAAUUUGGUUGUCAUUGAAACCUAUAACAUUGUCUCAGAAAUCCUCCUCUUUCCUGCUUCUAGAGGCUUUACAAACACAAGGAGCAGUUGUUGCGCAGUGGUAUCUCGAACUCAAGGUGGAAAUGGAGUUUUGUGUGAAAGAGGUGGGCGAACAUGUCCAAACAAGAAGGUUUAUGUGUACUUUGACGGUUUACAUCCAACAGAAGCUGUAAACAUUCAAAUAGCAAACGAUGCCUACACUUCUCGUAAUAUAUUUAAGGUUUAUCCCAUCAAUGUACAACAACUCUCUCAACUUUAA
Morus notabilis is the source of this 1157-nucleotide messenger RNA. RefSeq names its product GDSL esterase/lipase At1g29670. The transcript is spliced from 5 exons. The coding region runs from base 6 to 1157 and encodes 383 amino acids. Gene Ontology annotation, molecular function: hydrolase activity, acting on ester bonds. NCBI's taxonomy places the organism in Eukaryota, Viridiplantae, Streptophyta, Magnoliopsida, Rosales, Moraceae. The record is from RefSeq and is a predicted model, not a curated record.